UUAUCAUCUCCAUUCAUCCCCCCACCGUCUUCCAACACUGUCCCCUAAAACAACGGCACAGUUUCGUCGCAUCCCCAAGUCCCCAAACUUAACCAGUGGCAAUCACCGUAAAUACCCCCUCUUCCAGGGUCAUCUUCUCAAUCCCCAUCGUCCUCCUUUUUCAGCGCCGCUUCUUCUUCAAUUUUGACCCUCUGAAGAAACCCUUUUUUUUAAUUCAAUUUUAAUUUCAAUUAAUCUCCCUGAGUUAAACAAUUUGAAGCUUUAAUUAUAUUAUUAAUAUGAGUAUUAGUUAAUCUAUUCUUUUUUGUUUUUGAUUUGAAUUUCUAAUUUGAAAACUCGUUCGUUAAUUUCUUUCAAUUGGGUAUUUGUUUUCAGUUUUGUUAGGUUAAAAAGCUGUAAACUUGGAUUCUGGGUAGUUUAUUGUAUAUAUUCUGUUAUAAAGAUCUUUAAUCUAUUAAUCUCUGGUUAAUUAAUUUGUUUAAAUUAUGAUAGAAGAAAAGCCAAAUUCAAAUAAUUUACAAGGUUUAAUGUAUAGUUCAGAGGCAAUGGAUAAUAAUAAUAUGCAUAAUUCUCAUUUGGUAGUUGAAGAGGAGGAGGAGGAGGAAGAUGAUGAUGUGGGUGUGGGUGGUGAGGAGUCUAUAGAUGACCCUAAUAUUCACUAUGAAAAUGGUGGUAAUGGGAAUGUUGGUGUGAAUGGUAUAGAGGAGGGUGAUGCAAUUCAGAUUGGUGGUGGUGGUGGUGAUCCUGAUUUUGCUGGAAAUGGUGUUGUUGCUAAUGCUGAUCAGCUUACUCUUUCUUUCCAGGGUGAGGUUUUUGUUUUUGAAGCUGUUUCUCCUGACAAGGUGCAGGCCGUGCUGUUACUUUUAGGCGGAUAUGAAAUCCCUUCUGGUAUUCCUACCUCAGGGACAGUCCCAUUUAACCAGAGGGCAUCAACUGAUUUGUCUGGAAGAUCGACCCAACCUCAUAGAGCGGCUUCUUUACGUCGGUUCAGGGAGAAGAGAAAAGAGCGUUGUUUUGAUAAGAAAAUCCGUUACACAGUUCGGAAAGAAGUUGCACUUAGGAUGCAGCGUAAGAAGGGACAAUUUACUUCAAACAAGGCUAUUUCUGAUGAAUUAGGCUCAGCUUCUUCUGUUUGGAAUGGAUCACAGGGUUCUGGGCAAGAUGAUAGCAUGAUCGAAACUAUAUGCAUGCACUGCGGAAUCAGUUCGAAGUCAACUCCAAUGAUGCGUCGGGGACCAGCUGGUCCAAGAACCCUUUGUAAUGCAUGUGGUCUCAAGUGGGCUAACAAGGGAGUCUUAAGAGACCUUUCGAAGAUGCCAUGUCCAGCUAUUCAAGGUCCUCCACUAAAGCCAGUUGAACAGGGUGAAGGGGAAGCUAAUGAUUCAGAUGGUGCGACAGUAGCUGGAGAUAAUAAAAUAUCUUCUUCCAAUGGCGAUAAUUCAGCUUUAACUGCUGAAACAUGAAGCGGCAACCCUGAUUCAAUGUCGGGAAGUAUUGAUUGCGCAGAUUAACUUGUUUAAUCUGGAAUCGUUGCUUGCCAUUCAGCAUAAAUCUCCAGAAUCUUGUAUAAUAGCUUUUCGAGCUUUGUUUCAAACAACUGUACAUAUUUAUGUUUCAGCUGUUUCUGUCAUAUAUAAGAAUAGUGUUUGAAACACCAGAACGCAUAUGCUUCAGGGUUUAGGAUCAAUCGUGAAAAUUUAAUGCGAGUUUGUUUCUCUUCUGAUUCCAGCUGAAGAUAAUUUGUAAUGUUUUAGUACUUGCAAAAUUGAUUUAGCUACGCUAGUUAGUAA
This is a messenger RNA of Mercurialis annua (annual mercury), 1790 nucleotides long. Its product is annotated as GATA transcription factor 24-like. Lineage: Eukaryota; Viridiplantae; Streptophyta; Magnoliopsida; Malpighiales; Euphorbiaceae. The record is from RefSeq and is a predicted model, not a curated record. The transcript is spliced from 7 exons. The coding region runs from base 486 to 1463 and encodes 325 amino acids. Gene Ontology annotation, molecular function: protein binding; zinc ion binding; sequence-specific DNA binding. Gene Ontology annotation, biological process: regulation of DNA-templated transcription.